UUCACCUUCCACACACACACACUCACCCUUUAUCUAAAGCUCCUUCCAUAGUAGACUCAUGUAGCUUUCAUUUCUUAAUUUCUUAUCCACCAUCUCAUAAUUCCCUUCUUUAAUUUCUUUUCUUUUCCUGAAUUAAGGUGAGCAAACUCUCAAAUGAAGAAGGGUCAAUGUUUGAUGUGGAGUCAGAGAAAGUAUUCUAUGAGCUCUAGUCUUGAUGCAUCUACUAAUUAUCCUUCCUCCUAUGAUGAACACUCAUGGGAAGAACAAGCCUUUGCAAAAGAUGCAGCUUGGUCUGGUUGCAUAUGGCCACCACGAUCAUAUUCUUGUAGCUUUUGCAGAAGGGACUUCAGGUCAGCACAGGCUUUAGGUGGCCAUAUGAAUGUUCAUAGAAGAGAUAGAGCAAGACUAAAGCAGCCAUAUAGCCCCCAGAAUGAAAUCAUCAGUGAUGAUCUUGAGAAAACUCAACCCCAGAAUUCAGUUCAAAUUUCUUUUACUUCUUUGGGUUUUCUGUACCCAUCCUCUCUUAGUGGAUUGGCUCAUAAAACUAACCCUAAUUCUGAUACUUAUUCUCAUGUUCCUGCUUCACCUACCAAUUUUUUAGCCACAUCGGUCAACAAGAGAAUCAGAGAGAAACCCUUGAUUCCACUUUACAAUAGUUCUUCUAUUUUCAAAGGGUCUCACGAGUCUUCCCCUGCUCUUUCUUCUAAAUCCUGGUCUAGUUUAACUGAAGACUUCAGAUUUUGUUCAAGUAGGCUCGAUCCUGAAGCUGGUGUUGUGAAAAAACUGAAGGGAUUGGAUUCUGGGUGUAGGAGUGAGGGUGAUGAUGGUAAAAGUAAAACUGAUGUGGCUGUAAGCUUGAACUUGUUUAUGAGUCAAGCUUAUCCACUUGUGCAGUUUGAGACUAAAGAGGCAGUAGAUACUAGUUUCAAGAAGAGGAAAGCAGAUGCUUCAUCCAUUCCAUUCUUCCCCAAAUCAUGUUCACUUGAUAGGCAUCAUAUGCAGUCACAGUUGUUUGAAUUUAGCCCUAGCUCUAUAGAAGAGGUUGAUCUGGAGUUAAGGCUUGGUUACAGGUCCACGGUAUAGUAAUAAAUAUGGAGCACCAAUUAAUUGUUUAUAAAUAUAAUUUUACUCUUUUGUUUCCUCUCUUGUAUUUUGUUAUUUAUUUUUAUAUCGUGUAAGGAAGCUUUUCAGUUUUCAUCUUUGAUUGAUGGCUAGCUCAUCAUAGAGUGCAAUUAUAAUUGAUAGCUCCAUUGAUUUUUACUAGGUUCAUGUAAAAGCAUUCAAGA
Cajanus cajan (pigeon pea) is the source of this 1286-nucleotide messenger RNA. Its product is annotated as zinc finger protein 10. The record is from RefSeq and is a predicted model, not a curated record. NCBI's taxonomy places the organism in Eukaryota, Viridiplantae, Streptophyta, Magnoliopsida, Fabales, Fabaceae.